AUGGGCCAAGGGGGCUCAGCGGAAGCUCCGCACUUGACUCUCGAACAGCUGAACCACAAACUCGCACAACGCUUCGCCCAGAAGUCUUACACGCCUCUCGAGCUCUAUUGCUUCAAUACCGUCUUCCGCUCGCUCGCCGACACCGAGUCGGGUGUCAAAUACUGGAGCGAAUCUACGCUAUGUCGCUUCCUCGAGCUACCCGAUGCCCUCGCUGUUGGGCCCAUACUGUUUCAGAUGAGCAGCUAUCUCGGCGCAUUCCCAUUUCCGAGCCAGGCCCCGGCCAUCCUAACGUAUGAAGCGCUACUGAAGGUGGUCACGAUCCUCACAGAGAGAUAUGGUGCGGUCAUCAAGAAGAGAAGUAGGGAGAUCUGGUUGAGGGAGCUAUAUCGCAGCCUGGCUGUACACGAUCGAGGUUUAAGGCAGGAUGAUGGAGAUACUGGGGAGAGCGAGAAGGAGACGCAGCCCAGUGCUGGUGGAAGCAAGGGCUUCGCGAUCGAUGCACCCGAAGAAGGCGGAGAAGACGACGAUGAUGAUGACGAGCUCGUCCUUGCGGCUCUAGACUCCAUGGACGCAGACGAGGUAUUCAAGCACGGCGAGCACUCCGAUGUGCACCACUCCGUUAUCCCGACCGACAACUUCUUGAGACUAGUCGAGCUCCUGCUCCUCAUUGCGCCCAUAGAUGCGCAAGAAAGUCUUUCUGCCUUUGCGGGCGAGUUGACGGCCGAGAGGAAGGAGAACCUUAGACGGACAGCAAGUGGCAUUCUUUCGUCGUUUGGUGUAUCAACAACCCAGCCUGGUAUCACCUACCGCACCUUCAACACCGUCGUCUCAUCCUGCCUCCCCUACCUCUUCAACGGCCUGAACCCUCUCUUUGAGCACUUUCUCUUCGCAAAAGACCUCGACCUCUCCAAGCGCAAACCCGGAUCCUCCAGCCCAACCUUAGAGACGCACCCCGUAAUCCCACCCCCAAAACCCGCCCUCGAGCCAGUCCUCCGCGACCCAGGAGAAAUCCUGACCCCCACCGUCCUAAGCCAACUCUCCUUCUUCCUCAAAGGCAGCGACCUGUUCCGCCGUCUGCGCCCCUUGUACAGCGGUAACGCCCACGGCUUCAGCAUGGGCUCCUUCGAAAAGCAGGCCUUCCACUGGCGUGCCCCCACCAUCCUGCUCGUCUCUGGGCGCCUCCUCUGCUCAAACCCGUCCUCCACCCGCGAGCGCGCCUUCACUGACUCCCUUCCCCCGAAACGCUACCCCUCCUCAGCCACCUCAGAAUCUUCCUCUUCGGAUCAGACAUACACAUUCGGCGCAUACAUCCCCGCGCAGUGGAAAGUGUCGCAUAAGGGCUGCUUCGGCGACGCCUCCACCCUCCUCUUCCAGCUCUCCCCAACGCACGACGUCUUCUCCGCAAGCCAAUACAGCGAGGAUUACGUCUACUUCAAUCGCCCACCCACGUACCCCUCCGGGCUCGGCCUCGGCACGCCCGUCCCACGACAAUCCGCAUCGUCGAGCGCGCACCACAACACCAUGCUGCGUCCAGGCCCCGUCAGUCUACAUCUCGACGACGCGCUCGAGUUCGGGGUGUUCACGCACUUAGCCGAGGGCGGCGGGUCGUUCCAUCCGAGCCGCCUGCCUGUGCGGAAGGGGCGUGAUUGGCAGGAUCGGUUCGAGAUUGAGAGUCUGGAGGUGUGGGGCUGCGGCGGGGAUGAGGUUGCUGAGGCGCAGAGGAGGGAGUGGGCGUUUCACGAGAGGGAGGCCGAGGCGAGGAGGAGGAUUAAUCUGGGGACCGGGGAUAUUGAAGCGGAUAGGGAACUAUUAAAAUUGGCAGGGUUGAUUGGGCAGGCGCAGAGUGGAGGGAGUGUUUGA
This is a messenger RNA of Paraphaeosphaeria sporulosa, 1860 nucleotides long. Its product is annotated as restriction of telomere capping protein 5. Bases 1 to 1860 code for a protein of 619 amino acids. The record is from RefSeq and is a predicted model, not a curated record. NCBI's taxonomy places the organism in Eukaryota, Fungi, Ascomycota, Dothideomycetes, Pleosporales, Didymosphaeriaceae. The transcript is spliced from 2 exons.